Molecule: messenger RNA, 1734 nt
Organism: Mercenaria mercenaria
Lineage: Eukaryota; Metazoa; Mollusca; Bivalvia; Venerida; Veneridae
Exons: 5
Coding region: 208-1191 (327 amino acids)
Source: RefSeq, a predicted model, not a curated record
UUGCUAUUCAGUGAGUAAUGCGACGUUAUACGGAUCAUAGUACAUUGAAACCAAACCUUAAUUUUAAAGAUUAAAAAUGGCAUCUGAAAUCUGCGUUUCCGUUUAAAGUUACGUAAAUUGCAUAGUAUAGUUAAGGUACAUGUUUCUUCAAUCUGUGGCAACAACAUUUGGUUUCGUUGAAUUUGGACUAGAAUAUAAUACAUAAAUAUGUACAUUAUUGAAUACCUUUAUACUAUUUUUGGAACAGCUGUUUUUCUUCUACGUAGCCAAUAUGUUUCACCCCAGAGGAUGAACAUACAACCAAGCACGAUUUCAGUGGGUGGUGGCACAAUAUCCAGUACUUCCGCUCCUACAAUCACGCCGGAAGUUGUCGAAAUGGAAUGUUCUCCGGACGGGAUCUAUGUUGCCGUUGAAGCAAUAUACUCCAUGUACAUUAAGCGAGAAUCAACUUCUUUUGCUGAAAUAUCUGUGGUCGGAAAUGUAGCUAAGUUAAGUCCUUAUGCGCCAAGUGACAUUAGAUCCAAAGCGCCAACAUUGGAAGGAACAAUUAACACCAAUAACGCACUUGCUAGCCGCUUAAAAGCAACGUUCUUAGUUUCUAAAAUGGAUUGCAUGGAUGCAAAGACUUACCAGUGUCUUAUAAAUUAUAAACCAAUGGAAGCCGACACAGUGGAUACAAGCGCUGAAAUGAACUUAAACGUGAACGUUUUGCCAAGGGACCUUCAGAUCAGCGCAGCAAUGACGCAAGAUUAUGGUGUACAGCCUAUUCAAAACCAGUCUAUAAUUGAUUCUGGAGAGCAGGUAGAAUUCUCAUGUACAGGUUAUAUUGGGAGUUCCGACUCAACACUCAUUGAGUGGUUCAGGAAAAUUCCUCCUAGCGACUUCUUCCAGAGGUAUUAUCCUACGCAAGCUGGGGACACUAUAGACGAUGGGUUUCCCACUUCAUAUCAAUGUGAAUACAUGCGCACCUCCAAGUUACAAUUUACCAUGUCAUCAAGGGACACCGAAAGAACGGCAUUCCGCUGUGACGUGGCAACACAACUUACUUCCGGUGCACAGUAUCGAGUGCACUCAGGGGAGUUUCACAUUACACCAGGGAAUAAUCUUAUUAAUGGAACGACAAAGCUCAUCGCAGGGAAAGUGCUUGCACUGCUGUUUGGUUUUGUUUUGAUUUCAACAACAAUUUAUUGAACUCCUUACGGUGAAAAAAUAUAAAACAACUAGAAUGGAUAUACUGAUGGUGCAAUGUGUAUACACCCGUGGGAUAAGGAUACUGAUAAAUGAAGUUAAGACUUAAAAUAUCAAAAGUUAUGCAAACAGGGAGUGAUUCAGCUUUAACGAAGAGACAGUUAAUUGGUUUAUUGCGUAAAAGAAUAGACUUUUUGUCUUUGUACAUAUAUUUGACAUACUAGACAAAAAGAUGUUGUUUUUUUCCAGAGUAUAAUAAUAUCAUAUCUAUGACUUCUGCUCCAUUGAUGUAUAUGAAAUAAAAACCUCACGAUCCUUUUUCAUUUCAAACACGAAAUUAACUCGACAUUGGUCAUUUUACGAAGUUACUACUUUAGUGAUAAUUAAGGUUUGUUUGUGGUUUUGUCAUACAGAUACACUGCAGAACGUAAACUUAUAUGCGUAGAUCUGUGAUUGAGAAUAAUCGUUCCUGUCUUGUUGAAACGAAUAUUGUCAUUAAUAUGGCUAUUCUACAAUUCAUGAUUUUACAUUGGUUAUCUAAAGAGU